Akanthomyces muscarius is the source of this 741-nucleotide messenger RNA. RefSeq lists its product as uncharacterized. The coding region runs from base 1 to 741 and encodes 246 amino acids. Gene Ontology annotation, cellular component: membrane raft; plasma membrane; cell cortex. The record is from RefSeq and is a predicted model, not a curated record. Gene Ontology annotation, biological process: fungal-type cell wall organization; endocytosis; cortical actin cytoskeleton organization. Lineage: Eukaryota; Fungi; Ascomycota; Sordariomycetes; Hypocreales; Cordycipitaceae. The transcript has 3 exons.
AUGGCAAAGAACGCCCCCCUCGGCCUGGUCGGCCUCGUCCUCAUGGGCGUAUCGCUGCUCUUCCUCUUCUUCAUCAUCCUUGCCGGCGUCACCACCGUCACGCCCUUCGGCAAGACCUACUUCCUCCAGGCCGACACGUCGGGCAUUGACGGCGCCCGCAGCGUCUCGCAGUGGACCUACUUUUACGUCUGCGGCGAGGGCAACACCGACUGCGGCAAGGCCAAGGCCGCCCUCCCCCUCGGCUACGCCUGGAACAGUGACGCCUCCAACGUCCCCGCGGGCAUCGCCGGCUCUCACUCGGGCUCCAACAACAAGUUCUACCUGCUCUCCCGCUUCGGUUGGGUCUUCCUCAUCCUCGCCCUCUUCUUUGGCACCCUCACCUUCUUCAGCAGCUUCCUCGCCUGCUGCGGUCGUCUGGGCUCCGCCAUUGCCACCUUUGUCAGCUUCUUUGCUCUGCUCUGCCACGCUGUCGCCUCGUCGCUUCUCACCGCCACCUACGCCCUUGCUCAGAAGAAGUUCUCUGCUGACAACCGUGAAUCUCACCUCGGCCGUUACGGUUUUGGUUUCCUCUGGGGCUCCUUUGCCGCGCUGCUGAUUUCCGUCGCCGUCUUCUCGGCCGGCAUCAAGAAGGACCGCGCCAACGCCACCGGCGGUGGUGGUGGUGGUCGCGGUGCCCGCUUCUGGCGCCGCAAGAGCAACCGCAGCUACGAGGGCCGCCGUGUCAAGGACGACUACAGCUAA